UCUAUUGCCAAAAAAAUGAUGUUUGAGUUAAUUAGGGCAAGCUUAGCACCUGUUCUCUCCAUGUUUAUCAACCGUCUAGACCCUAUUCUUCGAAAAAUUGCAAACCUUGGCUGUUGGCAGGUUAUCAGCCCAGUGGAGGUGUGUGGUUUUGUAACUUCUGUCAAUGAGCUGAUUACUGUGCAGAGCAAAGUCUAUGGAAAACCAACAAUUAUCAUUGCAAAUAAGGUAACCGGAGGGGAAGAGAUUCCAGAUGGAGUUGUGGCUGUGUUAACCCCUGAUAUGCCAGAUGUUCUAUGUCAUGUUUCCAUUAGAGCAAGAAAUAGUAAGGUAUGCUUUGCCACAUGCUUUGAUCAGAGAAUUCUUAGGGAUCUGAGACUGAAGGAAGGCAAAGCAAUCUCAGUGCAACUGAAAUUUUCAAAUCUGGAAAUCAGUAGCUCAGAUUUAUCUGUUGGUCACACUGUUAUGUCUUCCACUCCUCGUGGAGUCACUUUAAAGAAAAAGACCUUUGGUGGUAAAUAUGCGACUUCAGUUGAGGAGUUCUCAAGUGAGAUGGUUGGUGCAAAAUCUCGCAAUAUCCAAUAUCUACAAGGAAAAGUGCCAUCAUGGAUAAAAGUUCCAACAUCAGUUGCCACACCAUUUGGUGUGUUCGAGAAUAUCCUUUUAACAGACCUAAACAAGGAUCUAGCAAAUAAAGUUUCCUGUUUCAAUAGACUCGUACGUGCUGGUGACCUCUCAAAACUACAAGCUAUACAGGAAACAAUCCUACAAAUGAGCGCUACUCCUCCAUUGGUCAGUGAACUUAGGAGCAAAAUGAAAAGUUUGAGGAUUCCCUGGCCCGGUGAUGAAGGUCAGGAGAGAUGGAAACAAGCUUGGCAAGCAAUAAAGAAGGUUUCGGCUUCAAAGUGGAACGAAAGAGCAUAUAUUAGUUGUAGAAAAGCUAAGGUGAAUCAUGAUCACCAUUGCAUGGCCGUAUUGGUUCAAGAAGUAAUUUGUGCUGACUAUGCUUUUGUCAUCCAUACAAGAAAUCCCUUAACCGGAGACACAUCAGAGAUUUACACUGAGAUUGUCAAGGGCUUAGGAGAAACCCUGGUGGGUGCCUAUCCUGGGCGAGCCAUGAGCUUCAUUACCAAGAAGUCUGACUUGAAAUCCCCUAUUGUUGUUGGUUAUCCCAGCAAGCAUAUAGGCUUAUUUAUUAAAAAACAGUCCCUCAUAUUCAGAUCAGACUCCAACGGUGAGGACUUGGAAGGUUAUGCAGGUGCUGGGCUUUAUGACAGUGUGAUAAUGAUAAUGGAUAAAGAGGAAGAGAUCGUGUAGGAUUACUCUUGUGAUCGGCUAAUUGUUGAUAAAAGCUUCCAACGUUCAUUUUUCUCAAAAAUUGCAGAAGUGGGAAUUAUCAUUGAAAAUUUAUACCGUUUUCCCCAGGACAUAGGGGGGGUUGUGAAGCAUGGAGAAGUAUAUGUAGUUCAAACUAGGCCACAAAUCUAGUGGUAGCAGCAUCAAGUGUUGUACUUUUACCCAAAAAAGAAAAAAAAAAUCAAGUGUUGUAAUAACAGGGAAGGUGGGAAUUCCAAUAAUUUGCCAACAGGACUUGUAAGCAACGUGGUUUCAUGCAUUUGAUUUGAACGUUUUUAGUCCUAUGGAUUUUGUUUUCUUUGUUGUAAAAUAUUUACUUAGAAUAGAUUCUGGAUGAAUAAUAUAUUCUGAAAGGGGAAAUGAACGUGCCUCGGUCAUGCACUGCUAUGCCCAGAGACGGAGGAUGGGAAAAUCUAAAAAACACCCACCUCUAUUGAUGCCCAUAUGUGCCCCCUCAUUAACUCAUGUGUUGAUUUAGAGGUCACACGAUCUUUGGUAUUCCUUUUUCCCAUUUUGAAAUCAAA
Molecule: messenger RNA, 1877 nt
Organism: Macadamia integrifolia
Lineage: Eukaryota; Viridiplantae; Streptophyta; Magnoliopsida; Proteales; Proteaceae
Product: alpha-glucan water dikinase 2-like
Exons: 11
Coding region: 16-1314 (432 amino acids)
Biological process (GO): phosphorylation
Molecular function (GO): ATP binding; kinase activity
Source: RefSeq, a predicted model, not a curated record